AUGUAUCCGCCGUUUGAUUACUUCGAGCACCGCCGGGCCUGCAUAAUCAAGCAGCGCCAGCGUGACGCUCGUUUCGAGUCUCUCCCAGACCCCUACAAAGGCCCGCUCACCUCCCAGCAGCGCUCUAUCCUCAAUGCCCCAAUCGCGCAGCUCGUCCGCGACGUACACAAUGGCGCCCUUUCGCCGAUUGACAUUCUUCGCACCUACGGGAAGACCACCGCCGUGGCACAGCAGCGGACCAACUGCGUGACAGAGAUCCUGUUGCCCGAGGCUGAAUCAUGGGCAAAGGAUGUGAACCUCCAGGGUCCGCUUGCAGGCAUCCCUGUGUCCCUCAAGGAUACCAUCGCCGUAGCGGGCUUCGACGUUAGCGUGGGCUAUUCGCGCCACGUCUUCAAACCAUACAGCGAAGACGGCGUGAUGGUAAAGCUCCUCAAGCGAGCUGGGGCCAUUCCACACGCCAAAACUGCGCUGCCCAUAACACUGUUGAGCUUCGAGAGUACGAAUGAUCUCUGGGGCGUCUGCAAGAACCCACACAAUCCCAAAUACUCGCCCGGGGGGAGUACGGGCGGCGAAGGAGCGCUGCUGGCUCUGAAUGGAUCGAGAAUUGGAAUCGGCUCGGACGUCGCGGGGUCGGUGCGUGCUCCCGCAGCGUGGUCGGGGAUCAACUCUAUACGUUGUUCGACUGGCAGAUGGCCGAAGGUCGGUAUGAAUACUUCUAUGCCUGGACAGGAAGGUAUACCUAGUGUCUUCUCUCCCAUGGCCAGGACUUUAGACGAUCUGACCUACUUCACGCGGGCGUUUAUCGGCAUGAAGCCCUGGGAAGUCGACUACACCGUGCACCCCAUCCCGUGGCGACAGGAACUGUACGAUGAAGCGCUGGAGAAGAAACCGCUACGUAUCGGCUUGAUGACCACAGACGGCGUUUGCGCUCCCUCUCCAGCGAUAUCUCGUGGGUUGGAAAUUACAGCGUCAGCGCUCCGCUCUGCUGGCCACCAAGUGGUUCAAAUCCCCGUCUCUUCAUAUCCGCCCAAUGCCACCCCCGCCCAAGGCUUACAGAUCGCCAGCGUGCUGCUCUGCGCAGAUGGCGGCAAGACCUUCCGAUCAUUCUUCCGCACGGGUGAGUCUAACGACCCAGGCGCCGCACAGAUCAAUUUCUACAUGUCUCUUCCGCGACCUCUUAAAUAUCUGUGGUACCUCUUCACGCGCUAUGUCCGUCGCGAUUCACUGUGGGCGUCCAUCCUACGUUACUUCCAUCCAUUAAGCGCCUUCGAGCAGUGGCGCUGGGUUGCCAAGCGCGAAGCCUACAGGGCGACUUGGUUCGACUGGCUCAACCAACCCGCGCAACAGUUUGAUUUCAUCCUGGGCCCGGCAAACGCGACCCCGGCCCUGCCGCACGGCUGCAUGAAGGAGGCGGUGAGCAGCUGUGGGUACACGUUUUUGUGGAAUCUCUUGGACUACUCGGCCGGUAUCAUACCCGUUGCCAAGGUGGACAAAGAAAAGGACGCUCUGCCCAAGGGGUUCAGGCCUUCGAACGGAAUCGAGAAGGGUGCGUACAAGUACUACGACAGUGCAAAGAUGGCGGGUCUCCCGAUCGCGGUGCAGAUCGUCGGACGACGACUGACGGAGGAGAAGGUGUUGGGGUACAUGCAAGUCGUGACGGAUGCCCUGAGAGACAGUGGAACAGUCUACGAGCAUUUGGACGUCGACAACCUCCCAGAGAUCGACGAGCUGGAACACGGAAACAGCAAGAAGAUCCCUGUCGAUCCCAAGAAGAUCUGGUAG
This is a messenger RNA of Fonsecaea nubica, 1782 nucleotides long. RefSeq lists its product as hypothetical. The transcript has 2 exons. Lineage: Eukaryota; Fungi; Ascomycota; Eurotiomycetes; Chaetothyriales; Herpotrichiellaceae. The record is from RefSeq and is a predicted model, not a curated record. Bases 1 to 1782 code for a protein of 593 amino acids.